GAACAUACGAUUGUAACGGACAGCGAAUUGUUUCCAUACAUGGCGGCCAUUUUGAAGAAGUCAGUUUAUAUCAGUGCUGGUGCAUUGAUAGAUGAAAGUUGGAUCGUAACUGGUGCUGAUUCUCUGUAUAUGUUACGGGACCUCUCUCGUGUCCUCCGCGUCAGGCUUGGCAGCAUCAACUACAAGAAAGGUGGCGUGUUCUCUCCGAUCAAGCUGUUCCACAUCCACCCGCUGUUUGAUGAUAACCAGCCGCAGUAUGACGUGGCCCUCAUCAAGCUCGCUGAACCAGUACGCUUGACCCCAAGUUUGAACCCCAUACAGCUGCUGAAGAAGUUGCACGAUGUUGCUGUUACACAUUUUAUUGUUACGGGCUGGAUGCAAGAUCACAGAAACAGUACAGUAUACCCUUUAUCAAUGGAAUCCAUCAAGCGCCGGAGGUUGCUGACUGUAUCCCACGUGCAUCCCACAAACGCUGGUGACUGCUUUGAACAAUUGGAAGUACAGGGCAUCAACAACACGGGGGGUGUUAUGUGUUUGGACCCGCCUGUUGGAGGUGAUCCUUGUCAGAGGGACAUAGGCGCACCAGUUGUCCUCAACGGUGUUCUCUGGGGCAUCAUCUCAUCCUGGAGGUCAGAAGACUGCGAAGUAGAAGCCGGUUCCACCUUCGUGACUCUGGUCUCCCACGUAGACGUGAGCUCUUGGAUCCAUGCCACCAUCCAUGGGCACAGAUGGACGAGGAAACACGUUGUGGAUUAUGAUGAUAAUUUCAUUUAG
This is a messenger RNA of Zerene cesonia (dogface butterfly), 774 nucleotides long. Its product is annotated as trypsin-like. The coding region runs from base 40 to 774 and encodes 244 amino acids. NCBI's taxonomy places the organism in Eukaryota, Metazoa, Arthropoda, Insecta, Lepidoptera, Pieridae. The transcript is spliced from 4 exons. Gene Ontology annotation, biological process: proteolysis. The record is from RefSeq and is a predicted model, not a curated record. Gene Ontology annotation, molecular function: serine-type endopeptidase activity.